GGGCGGAGCGUCCCCGGCCCGGCCCCCGCCCCGCCCCGCCGCCUCCCCGCCGCCAUCUUCGCCGCCGCCAGCCGCCGGUCCCGCCGCAGCGCCGCCGCCCCGCAGGCCGCCCGUCCAUGGCCAGCUUUCCCCCGAGUGUCAACGAGAAGCUCAUCGCACGGUCCCGCACGGUAGGAGAGCUCCUCGCCCCCACGGCUCCCUUCGACAAGAAGUGUGGGCGGGAGAACUGGACGGUCGCGUUCGCUCCCGAUGGCUCGUACCUGGCGUGGUCGCAGGGACACCGCAUAGUGAAGCUGGUCCCCUGGGCACAGUGCCUCAGUAACUUUUUGCUGCACGGCACCAAGAAUGGUGCAAACCCUGCCAGCAGCAGGCUCCCGAGGCAGAGCAGUGAGAGUGGGCAGAAGAACAAGCCCUGUGAGCACAUCCUGGACUGCGGGGACAUCGUGUGGAGCUUGGCCUUCGGCUCCUCGGUGCCGGAGAAGCGGAGCCGCUGCGUCAACAUCGAGUGGCACCGCUUCAAGUUCGGGCAGGACCAGCUGCUCCUGGCCACGGGCCUCAGCAACGGCCGCAUCAAGAUCUGGGAUGUCUACACAGGAAAACUCCUCCUGAACCUGAUGGACCACACGGAAGUUGUCAGAGACUUAACCUUUGCCCCUGAUGGCAGCCUGAUUUUAGUGUCUGCAUCCAGAGACAAAACCCUGCGGGUGUGGGACCUGAAAGAUGAUGGAAAUAUGAUGAAGGUGUUGAGAGGCCAUCAGAACUGGGUGUAUGGCUGUGCAUUCUCACCAGACUCCUCCAUCCUCUGCUCUGUUGGAGCUAGUAAGGCAGUUUUCCUCUGGGAUAUGGAUAAAUACUCCAUGUUACGGAAACUCGAAGGACAUCACAAUGAUGUUGUAGCUUGUGAGUUCUCUCCUGAUGGAGCAUUACUGGCUACUGCAUCUUAUGAUACUCGAGUCUAUGUCUGGGAUCCACAUAUUGGAGUUAUUCUCAUGGAGUUUGGGCACCUGUUCCCUGCUCCCACGCCGAUCUUCGCGGGCGGUGCCAACGAUCGCUGGGUGCGCUCGGUGUCCUUCAGCCCCGACGGGCUGCACGUGGCCAGCCUGGCCGACGACAGAAUGGUGAGGUUCUGGAGAAUUGAUGAAGAAUACCCUGUACAAGUUGCACCUCUGAACAACGGGCUCUGCUGUACUUUCUCUACUGAUGGCAGUGUUCUCGCUGCAGGGACCCAGGAUGGCAGCCUGCACUUCUGGGCCGCGCCGCGGCAGGUGCCCAGCCUGCAGCACCUCUGCCGCGUGGCCAUCCGCAGGGUCAUGCCCACCCGCCACGUCAGCAGCCUGCCCGUCCCACCCAAGGUGCUGGAGUUCCUUUGCUACCAGAUCUGAUGUUUGGAAAAGAAGAAAAAAACUCCAAUUCCAGCUGGCAGGUGGCCCAGCUGCUGAAACUGGCUACAGACACUUCACAGAAUCCUCAAACUGUACAGCCUUUAAGCUUAAAACUCUACAGGUUUUCAAGAGCUAUUUAAAGUGAUAACCUAAAUACUAUUUUAUCAAAAUGCCUGACAGGUAAUUUUUUUUACUAUUUAUAGAAAACACAGUAGAAGUAUUCCUGGUGUUCUCAAUUUUCUAAAAUAUAACUGUGAAAACAUGUACAUAUAUAGACAUAAGCUGCUACAUGUUAUCAUUGUACCUUUAAAAAUUGCUUCUCUGAUGUUUCAUGUCUCAUGUAUAUAUUGCUUUGGUAGAGCCAUGAUGCAUCUGUGCUGUAAGUGGAAGGAAAACUGUUAUUCUGGGACAUCGAGGUAGGAAAAUACUGACUUACAGAGCAGUUAAGGUUCCUUUUGUACAUUGGUUGGGGUUCAGGAAGCUGAGCCCCAGGUCAGACUUUGUGCUAGUUUCUUUGUGAGGAGGUACAGCUUGGCUUUGUAGAGCAGUGUGUGUGUGCUGGUUUAAAAGGAAACCUGUGGGAGAAAUGAACCCAGCUCAAGAAGGAUUACAAGUCAGAGUUACAAUUUACUAGAAAGAUUACAAUAAAUAAAAUGGUUUUAACCCACAAAGAGAGGUGUGUAACCCAGCACCCUGGGACAAGAACAGAAUGGUGUUUGAUGGCCCCUGUGCUGAGCACCACAGGGCCCCCUGGGAGCAAAGUAAAAGGAAAGGAAACCUGUUGGUCAGAUGAUGGUCACAGUCCUGCUGAGAGUGGCAGCUGCAGUCCUGUUGGAGUUCUGGUCCUCCUCUGCAUCUGAGGAGUGGUGCCAGAAGUCCCAAAACCCAAAGUCUGUACAUGCUCAGGUUCAGGUGGGAAUGCCCAGUGCCUCCCCCACCCAGGGAAGUUCACAAUGGGGGAUUUAACUCUGUCAGUCAGGGGAUGUUUUUGGCCUCUUUGAUGGUCUGGGUGUUGCAGCUGCCUGUUAUGCCAGUCCAGUAUGUCCCAGUAGCAGAGCUGACCCCUCAGGCUGGGUCUGGAGGGGGGUUGUCACAGCUGGUUGUUGGAGUGAAGACAAAGAAACACUCCCCUGCCUCGCAGGGUUUCUUUAACACCCAGCUUGUACCUGGGCAGCUGCUGCAAACAAUGCAUUUAUUACCAGUCCCUCAGAAAUGACAGAGAGGGGGUAGAAUACACAGUUUUGGUUAUACCCACAGUGAUAAACUGGUCCCAGCCCCCACAACUAGGACAGUGGCCAAGGGAAGAAGGUCAGUGAGGGCUGGGGAGUAUCUAAUGUAACCCAGGACUGUGCCUGUGUCAGCUGAAGGCCUUAUGCUCCAGAGCAGCAAACCAGGUGAAAUUUCAGUAUUGGGCAGUGUUAAAGAACUAUUUCCCUACAUUUCUGAAAAUCUGACUACUGUAUUAUUGCCUGAUACUGUGUCUGUAGUGAGAGACGUUUACAGACUCAGUCUAUUAUCCUUUAACCCUGUAAUAUCUCUUUGGGGGUGAUUAUUGGUUAAUGGCCAAAGAUAAGCAAAAUAUUUGGUUUUGCCUUCUGUUAUUUAUCUGUACCUGCAGAUAUAAAGAAUGUAUGCAUUGCAUAAAAUGCCUGAUGAUAUAUAUUUUUGUUGAAUUUUUUUUAUUAAAAACUUGUAUAAAAGUUUUCUGA
Pseudopipra pipra is the source of this 3091-nucleotide messenger RNA. It is a transcript of the gene WSB1, whose product is annotated as WD repeat and SOCS box containing 1. Gene Ontology annotation, molecular function: protein binding. The record is from RefSeq and is a predicted model, not a curated record. Lineage: Eukaryota; Metazoa; Chordata; Aves; Passeriformes; Pipridae. Gene Ontology annotation, biological process: intracellular signal transduction; protein polyubiquitination. The transcript has 9 exons. The coding region runs from base 117 to 1382 and encodes 421 amino acids.